This is a messenger RNA of Puccinia graminis f. sp. tritici CRL 75-36-700-3, 1227 nucleotides long. RefSeq lists its product as uncharacterized. NCBI's taxonomy places the organism in Eukaryota, Fungi, Basidiomycota, Pucciniomycetes, Pucciniales, Pucciniaceae. The record is from RefSeq and is a predicted model, not a curated record. The transcript is spliced from 6 exons. The coding region runs from base 1 to 1227 and encodes 408 amino acids.
AUGUUGUUUCCAGCAGACCAUCAGUCAAGGAAACCUCCUUCCAACUCACAAUCUUUACCCUUGGAGCCCAAAGUUGAACCAACCGAUCCAAUCCUUCAACCAGAAGUGCAAGAGAUAACUGAGGAGGAGUUCCUCACCAACCUCUCUAAAGUCCAAAGUUUGGCAUUGACUUGCUCACAAUUACGCCUCCCAAAAUCCAUCAGGAGAGAUGUCGACGGAAUGGUUCAGUGUCUCAAAGUUAUCAGCAAAGAUUACGAAGAAAACAAGUCCCUUGCCCUCCAUGAGUGUCUCACCGUGAAAAUUGGAUCUGAACCUACCAUCAACCGCUCUUCGACUUCCGCUGCCCCCCCAAAGAGAAAAGGCAAGAAGAAAGCAAAACAUCCGCCUGUCUCCAUCACUUCUCAUAUUUCAACCUCCAAAAGCCGAUCAAAUGAAGAUUCGGCCCCCUCAAACCAGCCAGACGACGAACUUGACCAAGAUGAAGAGCCAGGUUUAAGUAAAAAUGAUACAUAUCAUGAAUCAUCGUCCCAUGUUGGCCGUUCACCCAACAAAGGCAAUGAUGAAGAUGAUGAUAGUACUGAAGCAAACGACAAGGCCGAUGGAACGAAUCCAGAUCUCAUGAAUUCAAACACCUCAACCGAUCAAGUUCAACAAGAACCUACCCUUCCUUCUAGCGAUUCACCCAACCUCAACGCCGAUGACUUCUCAAUUGUUCUCAAUGAAAGUUUCCGUAAAACCCUUCACGACAUUACAUUCAAUCUUCAAAAGGGUCGAGCGACUAAAAGCAAGUGGCAAACAGGAUGGAACUCCAUUGAAUACUUAUUGGGAUUCCGCCUCAACACAUUUACUUUAACAAAAACCCCAACAGCAACGUUCGUCUACAACAAAGCGGAGUUCAACUACGAAAAAUGGAUUAAAGAAAUUGUGGAUUCAAGCGAAUCCUUCCUGGGAUAUUUGCCUCUGGAGCCAUGGUGCUGUGCUGAUGUCCUCAACUUUCACCGACUCAAAAAGCAACUCGAUUCCCCAAUCCUAUCAUCCCCUACAACUCAAAAUCAUCACACCCUGAGUCCAACCUAUUCCACGACACAUGGUGGUAUUAACAUGGCUCAAUACUUUGAAGAACACCAUGCCAAACCUUCUUCAAAUAACCGAGGGCGAGCCAGAAACCUCUGUAAAUGCUCAAUUGGUCCCAACUUCCUCCGAUCUACCAACCACCGAUUCCCUUGA